Molecule: messenger RNA, 1680 nt
Organism: Fusarium redolens
Lineage: Eukaryota; Fungi; Ascomycota; Sordariomycetes; Hypocreales; Nectriaceae
Product: D-isomer specific 2-hydroxyacid dehydrogenase
Exons: 2
Coding region: 256-1278 (340 amino acids)
Cellular component (GO): cytosol
Molecular function (GO): hydroxypyruvate reductase [NAD(P)H] activity; glyoxylate reductase (NADPH) activity; NAD binding
Source: RefSeq, a predicted model, not a curated record
CUUGUCAACUCCGUAUGUGCUUCACAAUUUUGAGUAGAGUGGUUAUCAUUCGUAUCCUGUAACUGGGAUCGGCAUAUAUUCUGGAUGCCGGAAACAUCUCCACUUCAGCCUCAAAAUGAUCAUCCUUGUGACUCUCAACCUGGACAUUCAACACUGGCAUGCAUACCUCAUCUCGUCCACAACUUUGGAAAACAGGGUAGAGUUAAUUGCCUAAUAUUUCUCAUAUGAUUGCCUCCUCAUGGUGUGUUGACAACCAUGGCAGCAGAAAUCAGCUCAGAGCGAAAACCCCGCGUAGUGGCCCUCGGAAAACCCGAGUUCAUCAGUGAUGAGUACAUCGAAGACUUCAAGAAGGAUUUUGACUAUGAUGUCCUGGAAGCCAGUAACCUCCACGAAGCCUCAGAGAAGCUCCCUCUCAUGCUCCAGCAACACGGCCCAAUCGACGCCUUCAUCAUCAGAAUGGGCAGAGCUCCUUAUCGGCCUUUCCAGAAGAUUUUCGAACAUCUCACUCCUCACUGCAAGAUCAUUGCCUCGGCAGCAGCCGGCUACGAUGAUUUCAACGUGGACUGGUUGACUCAAGAGGGAAUUUGGCUUGCCAAUAGUGUUGAUGCCGUCGCUGAAGCUACCGCUGAUAUGGCUCUCUUUCUCAUCUUGGCUGUUGUAAGAGAUACAUAUCGGGGUGAGCGUUCAGUGCGUGAGGGGAACUGGAGAGGUCCUGUUGUUCCGAGUCAAGAUCCUUCAGGCAUGACACUCGGAAUCAUAGGUAUGGGUGCUAUUGGAAAGUAUCUUGCCAAGAGAGCCGUGGCUUUCAACAUGCGAAUCAACUACUACAACCGUCGGCAGUUGAGCGCUGAGGAAGAAGAAAAAUACAACGCUACGUACUGCUCAUCUUUGCACGACUUACUCUCCCAGUCGGAUGUCGUCUCGGUCAACUGCCCUUUGAACAAGGAAACAGAAAAUCUCAUCUCAACCAAGGAAUUCGCGGCCAUGAAAGAUGGUGCUUUCAUCGUCAACACAGCACGUGGAGCUAUCAUCGACGAAGAUGCACUCAUCAAAGCUUUAGAGAAUGGCAAGGUUACACGUGCUGGACUGGAUGUCUUUCUAAAUGAGCCUGAUCUGAACGAGUACUUCAAAACAAGUGAUAGAGUCGUUGUUCAGCCUCAUGUUGGUGGCAUGACCGAUUUGGCGUUCCAGAGGGGAGAAAGAGAGGCUUUUGAGAACAUUAAGGUUUUGUUCAAGACUGGAUCUCCCAUUACACCUGUCAAUUUUCCUAAGAAAUAGGAUUUUUUAAGAAGAAAUACUGAAUAUGACAGCCUGACUUGUCAGUUCCUUUGAACGAACACGACAUGAUCGUAAGCAUGAUAUGCAUCUCAUAAACUUUCGGUUAAGAUUGGAGGAGGGAUUACGAUUUUAUUGGCACAUUGUAUUUAGGACGGUCCUUGUUGUCUGGCAAGAUCCUUGGUUUUUGUGCUGAGUUGGAUCGUCUUGGCGGACACACUGGAGGCAUCUUCUUAUGCCCCCUGAAGUCAGGCAAAAGAGUCAUAAUCUAGGUUUUCCUCUUAUCAGCAUUUAUGCUGUAGCAAUUGGUUAGGCAUUAUGGUAUAAUGUCUAAAUAGUGAGCUAGAUGUGUUAUUUGCAGUUGAGACCUGUGGCUGAGAGCUUAUAAUCACCACACAGAACUUA